CGUAUGAGUCAGAACCAAUUACCUUGUGAACCCAAAAACUCAGGUAAUCACUACGUUACUCACACACACUUUGCACAAAGCUGUUUACUGUGGAGAUUUAAGCGGACAUAAUCCUCCAUUUCGAAGACUGCCUGCCCUACCAGAGGAGAGUGUGUUUACUUGAAACCAUGGAAGACCUGUUUAUUGACAGGAUUUAUCUGAAACAAACAACUUUUUGGAGGAUGCUCAUCAACAGUCUUAUUACAUGGAAGUCGGCGGCAUGUUACUACAGUAGCCCUAAACGGACAAAGAGAGCACGUUUCGUCCCUACGUUGUCUCAGACGACGACACAAUGUUUGUCCUGGCAGCUACCAUCGCUUCUCAUUGUGUUUUGAAAUUGAGGUGCUCCCCUCUCCCCCUCACCCCAUCCUGUCCUCUCUGCAUGGUCAUGUUCUGCUGUUGCUACCCCUCCAGCACCUCAGCUCUCCUGUUUGUCCUCCUCAGCCUCACCCCCCUGCUGGCCCUGACUGCCCCUGCACUUCAGCAGAGACCCUCAGUCAGAAGCAGCAGCAUCGAUGAGGCUCUCCACUUGCCAAAAGAGGACUUGGGGGCAGCAGAAGGAGCUGUCUGGACACAUAGGAAUGUGGAUGACCUACUCCAGAAACCCUUGGGAGAGGAACAUGUCUCUGAUAUGGCCUCUGCCAGUGCUCUAGCUUCUGUUCUGCUUGAGGCUCUCGACCACCCAGCCAGAGAGAAAAUGACCACUAAAGUGGAUUCUGAAGAGGGACUCGCAUCAGAGACAAUGAGAAAUCAGGAUGAUCUUGAGCAGAACAGACAAAAUGAGGACGAUACGGAGAAGUCUUCGGAAGCAGCAACACGGGGUGAGGAAAAUUCAGAGUGGCCAAAGGACGAGGGGAAUGAAGAGAAUGUGGCAAACUCGGAUGAAGGUAAAGACGAGCAGUUGUCUAACACAGCAUCUCCCCUUCAGCGCAAAGUCAGAGGCUAUUUCCAAAACAUUGAUCUCGGAUUGCAAGACAACGAGAUACUUCCUCCUCUAAAAGGCUACAAAGCUUAUAACCAGCAGCUGGCCCAGGCCACCAAGAAGCUUAAGUGGCAAGAGGAGAGAACGAGAAACCCAUCUCAGCAGGACAGAAACUUCAUGGAUGAUUUUGAUUUCGUGGAGGAAGAGGAGGAGGAGAUAUUAACUCGCAAGGAAGAGGAGGAACGGGCACGGGCAGAGCAGGAGGAGGUGAGGAGACAGGAGGCAGAGGCACAGGAGGCACGCGAGGAGGAGCAGAGAUUGGCUGACAUCGCCUCUGACAUGCUUCUGGAGUACAUGGGCAGAAAGCCAAAAACACCAUCCUAUAUGAGAGACAUGAAGGAGGCGGCUCUUCUAAACAACGUGGCUGAGGACAAGCGCUCCAACGAGGUGGAGGACAGCGACGACGACGACGAGAUGGAUCCGCAGACGAUCGACAAGCUGAUUGAAAUUUCCAGCAAGCUCCACCUGCCUGCCGAUGAUGUGGUUGAAAUAAUCAGCGACGUUCAGGAGAAAAAGAAAAAACGGAAGGAUUUGCCCACCAAUAACGCCCCACGGUUCCGCCCUCUGGUUCCUCUCAAAGCCAAGCCGAGGCCUCAGGCAUAUCAAUAUCCCAAGUCACCUAAGAAAUCCCCUCAUGCCGUCAAUCCGUACAAGAAAUGGUACAAGGAGAAAAACAAAGCCAAGAUCAGCAAGCAGGACUACUGGUUUAAACCCCAAAAGCAGUUUCUGGCCUAUCCCUCAUUCCCUUACUAUCAAAAGCCAUAUCGAGCCUAUUACCCUGUCUUCUUUCCUCCCCCUAAGCCCCGGUUCUAUACAAAUCCUGCUGUUUCAUUUGAUUACAACUUUGGGGGACCCAUAGGUUACGGCCUCAAACCUCCCAACCGCAGGUACAGAGACAGGCCAAAAGCAAGGGACUGGAAAUACGCACAAGCCCCUCAACGCCCCCAAAGCCCCUACUUACAACCGGACUCUGUCAUAUCUAAUUACAUUCUCCCUCAUCCUCGAACUUACCAGGCUCUACCCAUGCCCAAACCACGUUCUCCACCGAGAGACGGGAGAGCCCCAUCUUACGUGUACCCGCCAGACUAUGUCUACGAUGAGCCACAAUCUCCGCAGGACAGUGAUGAAGAACUGGAGAACUUCAUCGAGAAGAUUUAUUACAACCGCCGAUUGUACUAGUCGGUCGGAGUUCAGGAUAUUCUCAAGCGAUGAAACGUUAAAAGCGAUGAAAGAGUGAGGAGAAUUCUGGGUAAAACACUGAAAGAGGGUUUUGAGUGACAGGGCUUUUGAAAGCAGUUAGGUGUUUCUUCUCCACUCUUGUUUUUUGAUACAUUCCAAAUCAGGAACGGAAGAGACGGUGCUGUUAUAUCAGAACCUCUCUGCGUGCACUCAUUUGGUUUCUCUCGCAGUUUACAUUUUAAUUUGGUGAGAGAAUACACAGGUGAAUUUGUAAGGUUUUAUUCAGGUAUGUUUUUGAUUCUCUUGCAUGUCGAAAAAGAAACUAAAAAACAAACCGAAAAGACAUUGAGCAAAUGAAAUGCUAAAACAACAAACAAACAAGCAAACAAACAAAAAAACAUGUUCGGUGCCAACUGCAAGAGUUUACACAAAGAUUUAUUUUCUUUAGGAAACACUUGAUUAACUGAAAAGUGAAGCUCGGCGAUGAAUUCUUGAUACUACAGGGCACAGUAAUAAUGACACUACUUAAAAACAAGUAAAAGUCAAAUUAUUACAGGCUUUUUAUUCCGAAGGUCUGUUGGAAUGUUUUGAUCAAUGUUCCUAUUGCCUUAAUACUGAUCACUGUUUUAGCUCAUCCAUGUGCAUGCAGGUCUUGCACCACUAAAAAUAAUUCUGUCACGCACGCUGUAAACAAUGCUUGAAACUGAAUCUUCCAUUUUAUUCACAGAAAUGCAAAACGUUGAAUAUCUUCGCUAGGUGGGUGCCCUGUCAAUCUACUUGGUGGAAUUCUGUACACACGUGAUUUCAUGUAAACAUCCUGCCAAAUUUGAAAAUGCCCGUCGCUGUGGAUUACCUCCAACCGAGUACAGGAUCUUUGUCUCGAGAGCCAACAGAACGCUGUAUAAUAAUGUUUGUUCUUAAAAAUAAGUUUUACAGUGUCCGAAGUUUGUGAGGAAUAAUCGGAGGGUGAACAGUUUGCACGUCUAUCUGUAUCUGCAUCUUUAAAAAAAAUCUAAAAAAAAGUCAAAUUUGGGGAGAAAAUCGCCUCUUUGAUGAAACUGUGAUUAUUAAAAAAAGAAAUAAAAACAAACAAACAAAGAGAACUCUACAUUACUAUAGCAAGUGUUUUCAUCAGUAAAACCGUCUUGUGAAAGGAAUUUGUUGUUGUCAACUUCCAGAUUGUAAGUUGUACAGUGUCAAAUAAACAAUUGUGUGUGCAAUGUGUAAAUAACAGCAUGUUGAUUACUAGUUUUUCUAUAUGACAAAAAUAAAAGCAAUUAUUUUAUUAAA
This is a messenger RNA of Misgurnus anguillicaudatus (oriental weatherfish), 3490 nucleotides long. The record is from RefSeq and is a predicted model, not a curated record. Lineage: Eukaryota; Metazoa; Chordata; Actinopteri; Cypriniformes; Cobitidae.